Lampris incognitus (smalleye Pacific opah) is the source of this 387-nucleotide messenger RNA. It is a transcript of the gene msmp1, whose product is annotated as microseminoprotein, prostate associated 1. Bases 1 to 387 code for a protein of 128 amino acids. The transcript has 3 exons. NCBI's taxonomy places the organism in Eukaryota, Metazoa, Chordata, Actinopteri, Lampriformes, Lampridae. The record is from RefSeq and is a predicted model, not a curated record.
AUGGAAUCCACCAGGGUGAACUGGACACUUGCCAUCCUGACGGGGGCUCUGCUGUGGACCGCCGGCGGCUCAGCGGCGCCCACCGAGUGCCACUUCAACUCCAGAGCGUUGUGCGUGUACGAGGGGAGGCAGUACUCGCUGGGAGAAACCUGGAUGGACAACGCCUGUCUGCAGUGCACCUGUCUGCACCCCAUUGGUGUCGGAUGCUGCGAGACGGUGCAUCGGCCGGUGGACUUCCCACCGUGGUGCGAGGUGCGGGUGGAGGCCGUGACCUGCAAGGUCUCCCUGGUCCAGACGGCCGACCCUCGUCUGCCCUGUUCUCCCGGGGAGGGCAACAACGACCCCAGCCACGGGUCGCUGAAGCUGCAGCAUCAUCUGGAGGGGUAG